CCCUGACGUGCAGGCCAGCAGCCCCAUGGAGACACAGGGUCUGAUACGAGGACUCAAGUUCCUUGAGGACUGCAACAUCAAUGUGGCAUUACUAACUGCCGGCCGCGAUCGAGCCAUUAAAAACGACAUGCGAGAUGUCAGAUCCAACAUCAAGCACUACUUUGAUGUCUGGCAUGUAUCAAAAGGCACCCCGCAAUCUGGCUCCUCGAGCCCGCAGGGAUUCGGCUUUUAUAAACGUUUCGUUGGGACUCACGGAUCGGGAAGGUUCCGUUACCUGCGAAGCCCUGCGGAGCGAACACUGCUGAACUGGGUGCUGUUUUGGGUUGUGAUGGCUGGCGUUGCAAUUUUAAUCAUGCUGUUUCUCCUCAUUAAGGUGAACCAACAUCCCGUGAUCGACGAAAAGAUGGAAGAGAAGCUGCGUAUAUACCGCAGAAACGCAGAGGAAGCCUACUCAUCGUUUGACGAAGUAUCGCGUCAUAUCAUCAAUGAGACAGACAGCAAUCAGAUACGAGACAUCCUCAAGUCCUUGAUAAGUGCCGGUGGUAAACCGAUGAAGACAGUGGAGUACGUGAAAAAGUUGUGGUCGACACACGGUCUGGACAUGAUGGAGUUGUUCAGUUAUAACGUGCUCAUGAGUGUUCCAGACCCAGCAAACGAAAACAAGGUAGAGUUGUACAAGAAUGGUGCUCUGUCCUUCACUGCUACGAAUAAGGAAGUUGGUGGCAGCCACAUGGGCCCUGCCUUCUACGCGUAUUCGGCAGCUGGAGAUGUCAAGGAUACAUACGUCUACGUAAAUUACGGAACGAUGGCUGACUACGACCUCCUCAUGUCAAGCGCGAUCGACGUGGAAGGAAAGAUUUGCAUCGCACGUGUGGGAAAAAUAUCGCGUUCAAAGAAGGCACGAAAUGCAGAAACUAUGGGAGCAGUUGGACUAGUCCUGUUCAUGGACCCUAACGACGUCGGACCCCAAGCACGUGGAGGACGACCCUUUCCGGACUCCUGGUGGGUUGGAGGGAGCGCCUUGCAGAGAGGCAGCGUCGCGUACGUCGCCGGGGAUCCCUCAACACCCGGUUACCCUUCUAAAGCUGGAAUGUACAGAGUGCCUGCCGACAACAUGACGGCACCGAAGAUUCCGUGCCAGCCCAUAGGUUAUGAUGACGCCAGAGCUAUUCUCCAGGAGAUGAACGCGCACGAGUGUCCGGAUUCGUGGAAGCCCAAGCUGGAAAUCCCGUGUUACGUCGAAGCACCUCCCACCGUAAUGCUACGGAUCGCUGUGUACAACCAGCUCCAGAGCACCGAAAUAACAAACAUCGUCGGGACCAUCAACGGCAGACGGGAAGCAGAUCGCCUUGUAAUUGUGGGCCAUCACCGGGACUCAGUCGGCAAGGCAUCAGCGUCGGACCCCCUACUGGGCGUCAGUCAGCUCCUGGAAGUGACCCGUGUCUUCGGAACCCUACGCUUGAAAGGGUGGCGACCACUACGCACAAUGAUGUUUUCACUUUGGGAUGGUGAAGAACAAGGCCUGCUCGGUUCCACGGAAUGGGUCGAGGACCAUAUGGCUACCCUAAGGUCACGUGCUGUCCUCUACAUCGGCGCGGAUGUGCUCUCCGGAGACCAGUUCCGCCCUAGGUCCUCCGCGGCUGUAUCGGCGUCCAUUCGCCGUUCAGCUUCAAUUAUUCCACAUUACAAAGACAAGGAUCACACUCUGUUGACCGCAUGGACCGCUGAUCCGAAGGUGAAGAAGAACAGGAACUCUAUGCCCCUCCCAUGGCCGAUUAUCGGACGUUCAGACGACGCAGCCUUUGUGUUUAGCGCUGGAGUCCCAACAGCCUUCAUGCAGUUCACGCGUCGACCGGGCAGCAUCAAUCAAUACCCCGCGCAGCACACAGGGUACGACACGUACGAAAUGGUGGAGAAGUACGUGGACCCCGGCUUCCGUAUCAGUCAAAUGUCUGCGCGGAUGAUUGCUAGCCUGGCCCGCCAGUGGGCCGACCGUUCACUGCUGCCUUUCGAACUCCGUGAGCUUUCCAACACCAUCCGGAAUUCAUUGGACGCCUUUGCCGUCAAAUACAAGGGCACCAUGAAAACCCAUAACCUCAACAUAGCUGCGCCACUCCAGGCUGUUGAAGAGUUUCAGCAGUGGACAGAAAUAUUCAUGAAUUGGACAAGAGAAGUGGACAUGAUGAACCCCAUUAUUAUUCGUGUGGCGAACGACAUGAUGAUCAGAGUCGAGAAGGCGUUCAUCAGCCCAGGUGGAAUUCCAACGAGGGACGUUACCGUAAGAAACCUGGUCUACUCUCCAGACGGCUUCAUGUUUCCCGGACUUGUGGACGCGAUAACGCGAAUACCCGUCAACGUCGACGCUUUUGGACGCCAGGCCGCUUUACUGACAGAAGUGUUGUGCCAAGCUACUAGUAACCUCCGUGUUUCUCCCAUUUAGCUGUGUCAAUAAAAAUCGUAUACAUCGCUCA
Ornithodoros turicata is the source of this 2471-nucleotide messenger RNA. Its product is annotated as N-acetylated-alpha-linked acidic dipeptidase 2-like. Gene Ontology annotation, molecular function: carboxypeptidase activity. Bases 26 to 2440 code for a protein of 804 amino acids. NCBI's taxonomy places the organism in Eukaryota, Metazoa, Arthropoda, Arachnida, Ixodida, Argasidae. The transcript has 19 exons. The record is from RefSeq and is a predicted model, not a curated record.